AUGAAAUUUUCUACCAUUGCUAUCUUAUCCGUUAUUUCUUUAACUUCUGCUGCUACCACUGAAGGUGGGGCUGUCGUUACAGAAGUUAAUACUGACACUACUCUUGCUACGGUUACCAGCUGUGCUGAGACUGUCACCGAGUGUCCAGGUAAGGCUUCCUCUGCAGCUGGUGAAGUAUCCAGUCCUGGUUCAGUUGCACCAUCCGUUGCCCCAUCCGUUGCUCCAUCCGUUGCUCCAUCCGUUGCUCCAUCCGUUGCCCCAUCCGUUGCACCAUCUGUUGCACCAUCUGUUGCACCAUCUGUUGCACCUUCUGUUGCACCUUCCCCUUCGAAUGCCACCAGUCCAGGUGUCUCUUCUAUGGAAGGUGGUGCCGCCAUUAACGGUGUCUCAGGUGUCGGACUUGCUGCCUUAGCUGCCGGUUUAUUAUGUUUGUAA
This is a messenger RNA of Debaryomyces tyrocola, 435 nucleotides long. NCBI's taxonomy places the organism in Eukaryota, Fungi, Ascomycota, Pichiomycetes, Serinales, Debaryomycetaceae. The record is from the annotation of a GenBank genome assembly.